CAGAGUAUCAAUUACAUUGUUAUUACCCGGGGAGUAGCCGGAAAGAUGCGGUCAGAUCGCAGAUAAUGCACUGGUAUAAGAGCAUACACAACAAUGGGACAGGUACAUAGGAGCGUUUAACGAUGCGUAGCCUCCGUCCGUCGUGCGAGCGGCACGAUGAUAGCCAUCGCGCGGUGCAAUCAUGCGUCUAAUUUGGAUAUGUCCGCAAAGAGGAUGCGCCUCGCGAAAAAAAAGGGAGAGAAAGAAAGAAAGAGGGGUAAAACGUGCCCCACGAGGCCUGGGCGUGUGCCCUCGGCCACUGUGUGUAUAUAUAUAUAUAUAUAUAUAUAUAUAUAUAUAUAGAGCGAAGGGUUUGUUUUCUGGGAAGUUUAGUUUCGGGAUUCUCGGGAUGACGAGCGAAAUACGGGGCUCGCAGACGGGGAACACGGAUUUCAGCAUAGCCCGCAUCCUCGCGAACGAGUGUCCGAACGCGGCGUCUCUGAGAAAACGGCGAGAGUCCUCGCAGGAGCGCGGGGAUCAUCCGCGACAGAGCACGGGGGAUCGUGAACGGAAAGGGCACGCGGGGCAGCCCGAGGAAAGGCUGGAAGAGCGCGAGAUACCAAGUGAAACGUAUCGCGAUGUUCCCGUCGUCGACCGCGACGACGGGAGCACGAUACGGCAGACGGAUCUGACGUGGCUCCAAUACACCCGGUACAGGCCGCCGAGGCUGCCCAGGAGAUCCUUCACCGAGAAGCGAGUCAAGCGACAUGUGGGCGAUCAUCCCCGCAUCCCGUUCUCCUCGUCCCAGUUGCAGGUACUGGAGGACAGGUACAGGAAGAGCGCCUACCUCUCCAAGAACGACGUCGUCGAAAUGUCAGCGACGCUGCGUCUGCCGCAGAGCAAAAUUAAAAUCUGGUUUCAAAAUCGUCGAGCGAGACAGAGGCGCGAAUUGCUAAAUUCUACGAUAGCGGCGCGAUGACUCGACAAUGAGACACAUCUCUUACUCAAGGAUUUUUCUGAAAUUUUCCUUCAUCGAGAGGGAUUCGGUCGGAAAACGAUGUACGAAAUCUGGUUCACAAUCAUUCCAAACGAUUCGACUUCCGACAUUGCGAUUAUUUAUUUCGUGCUCCUUGGCCAUCCUAUAAAUAAAUUUAUUUGUUACUUUAACGAGACUUCGUCAUGAUUAUUUCUGGUCACGGAAGGCUUAGGACUUAUGUUCGUUUCUACUAAUGUGGAUUAAG
Molecule: messenger RNA, 1220 nt
Organism: Pogonomyrmex barbatus (red harvester ant)
Lineage: Eukaryota; Metazoa; Arthropoda; Insecta; Hymenoptera; Formicidae
Product: homeobox protein MSH-C
Biological process (GO): embryonic morphogenesis; regulation of transcription by RNA polymerase II
Cellular component (GO): nucleus
Molecular function (GO): RNA polymerase II transcription regulatory region sequence-specific DNA binding; DNA-binding transcription factor activity, RNA polymerase II-specific
Source: RefSeq, a predicted model, not a curated record